Molecule: messenger RNA, 3404 nt
Organism: Trichomycterus rosablanca
Lineage: Eukaryota; Metazoa; Chordata; Actinopteri; Siluriformes; Trichomycteridae
Product: zinc finger protein 271-like
Exons: 7
Coding region: 82-2799 (905 amino acids)
Biological process (GO): regulation of DNA-templated transcription
Molecular function (GO): RNA polymerase II cis-regulatory region sequence-specific DNA binding; DNA-binding transcription factor activity, RNA polymerase II-specific
Source: RefSeq, a predicted model, not a curated record
AGACGAAGCAGAAGAAGAGGAUAAAGAAGACGCUGCAGCAGCUGAUGUGUUUGUAUUGAAGCGAAUCGUCCACCUCUAACAAUGCAGUCAGCAGAAGAGGGAGACGUCGCCCCUGUGGAUCUACAACAUGAGGAGUUUCAGAGAAUAAUAAUUAAAAAAGAAGAAGAUGAAGAUGACGAUUACUACUAUGAAGGAUCCAUCAUCCCUGUGGAACUCGUCACCUCUGAGGAAGACCUCUCACCAGUGGACCAGCAGCGUGGAGGUUUCCAGAUGAAGCCUGUGAAGAAGGAAGAACCUGAAGAUGAAGAAACCAUAAGCGAUCAUUUCUCCUGGUCCUUUGAUCCACUUUCCCAUACGAACCAACAUGAGAGCUACUACACUGACGAAUAUGAUGAUGCGCUGGUGAAAUCUGAGACCGAACGUGAGGAUCUGACGCCCACCAGAAGCUCCGGUGAUCAGCAAACGUCCUCCGUUACCGUCAGCGUUAGCUCCUCUCUCAGUCCCGCCGGAGACAAACCGUAUCAGUGCUCACAGUGUGGGAAGAGCUUCAACACACACAGUCAUCUCAAAACUCACCAGCGCAUUCACACCGGAGAGAAGCCCUACCAGUGCUCACAGUGUGGGAAGCGGUACAAUCAGCACAGUCAUCUCAAACUACACCAGCGCAUUCACACCGGCGAGAGACCCUAUCAGUGCUCGCAGUGCGGGAAGAGUUUUAAUCGACCGGGGGAUCUGAAAAUCCACCGGCGCAUUCACACCGGAGAGAAGCCGUUUCAGUGCUCGCAGUGCGGGAAGAGCUUCAAUCAGCGGUCUCAUCUCAACAAGCACCAGCGCAUUCACACCGGAGAGAAACCGUACCGUUGCCCGCAGUGUGGCAAGAGCUUUAACGAUCAAGGUGUCCUCAAAAUACACCAGCGCAUUCACACCGGAGAGAAACCCUACGUCUGCACGCAGCCACAGUGCGGAAAGAGUUUUACCGACAAGAGCACUUUCAACAGGCACCAGCGCAUUCACACCGGAGAGAAACCGUACCAGUGCCUGCAGUGUGGGAAGUGCUUCAAUGAGGAGAGUCAUCUCGAAAUCCACCAGCGCAUUCACGUUGGAGAGAAACCCUAUCGGUGCACGGAGUGCGGCAAGUGUUUCAGUAAGCAAAGCGCUCUCAAAAAGCACCGGCUCAUUCACACCGGAGAGAAGCCCUACCAGUGCUCACAGUGCGGGAAGAGCUUCAACAUACUGAGCUAUCUCAAAACCCACCAGCGCGUUCACUUCGAAGAGAAACUGUACCGGUGCUCGCAGUGCGAGAGGAGUUUUCAUCAGCUAGGGGAUCUGAAAACACACCAGCGCAUUCACACCGGAGAGAGACCCUAUCAGUGCUCGAAGUGCGGGAAGAGCUUCUAUCAGAAAGGGGAUCUCAAAAUACACCAGCGCAUUCACACCGGGGAGAAACCGUAUCAGUGCUCGCAGUGCGGGAAGAGCUUUAAUAAAAAGGGUCAUCUUAAACGACACCAGCGCAUUCACACCGGAGAGAAACCCUACUGCGUUUGCUCACAGUGCGGGAAGAGUUUUAAUCGACAGAGCAUUCUCAAGAAACACCAGCGCAUUCACACCGGAGAGAGGCCGUAUCAGUGCUCGCAGUGCGGGAAGAGCUUCAAUCAACAGAGUCAUCUCAAAAUCCAUAUACGCACUCACACGGGUGAGAAACCGUACCAGUGUUCCGAGUGUGGGAAGAGUUUUAAUAGACACACCGAUCUCAAAAUCCACCAGCGCAUUCACACGGGAGAGAAACCGUAUCCGUGCUCGUGGUGUGGGAAGAGCUUUACCAAUCAGAGUACUUUGAAUAGACACCGGCGCAUUCACACCGGAGAGAAACCACAUCACUGCUUACAGUGCGGGAAGAGUUUCAAUCAACAAGGCGAUCUUAAAAUCCACCAGCGCAUUCACACCGGGGAGAAACCGUAUCAGUGCCUGUUGUGCGGGAAGAGAUUCAAUCAGAAGACUCAUCUUAAAAAACACCAGCGCAUUCACACCGGAGAAAAACCCUACUGCUGCUCAGAGUGUGGGAAGAGUUUCAACGAACAAGGUGUCCUCAAAAUCCACCAGCGCGUUCACACCGGCGAGAAACCGUUCGAGUGCACACUGUGUGAGAAGAGUUUUACCGACCAGAGCACUUUAAAUAGACACCAUCGCAUUCACACUGGGGAGAAACCGUACCAGUGCUCACAUUGUGGGAAGUGUUUUAAUAAACAGAGUCACCUCAAGAUCCACCAGCGCCUUCACACCGGAGAGAGGCCGUACCAGUGCUCACACUGUGGGAAGAGCUUCAAUGAACAGAGCGCCCUCAAAAAGCACCAGCACAUUCACACCGGAGAAAAACCCCAUCAGUGCUCGCUGUGCGGAAAGGGCUUUAAUCAACAGAGUCAUCUUAAAAUUCACCAGCGCACUCACACCGGAGAGAAACCCUAUCAGUGCUCAGAGUGCGGGAAGAGCUUUUAUCAGCAAGGGGAUCUCAAAAUCCACCAGCGCAUUCACACCGGAGAGAAACCGUACCAGUGCUCACAGUGCGGGAAGAGCUUUAACCAACAAAGUGAUCUCAGAAAACACCAGCGCAUUCACACCGGAGAGAAACCCUAUCAGUGUUCGCAGUGCGGGAAGAGCUUUGCUUAUUUAUCAACACGUAAGAGACACAAGUGUGACGCCGAAGCAUCUAAUAGUGCCGAACAAACCAGCGGGUUAACUUUUUUUAUGCCGCGUCCACAAAGCGAUCACCAGCUGUUCUUAUUAUUGAAUCAGCAGUUGUAAUAUUUAGCAUUUGCUAAAAUUAUGUAGCCACUUUCUUUAUUUACAUUUCCCUUAAUGUACUCUAGUGUAGUAGAGUAAGUUUCAGCGAGUGAGCAACUCAGUGUGAGUGAGUUAGGGAAGGAUAAUAUGCAGUAACACUGUUAAACAUACCGAUAUUGAUGCUUAAUCGAUAAAUAAAUAUUAAAAUAGGGUAUUUUAGUGCUACAACACACUACAGAUGUAUUAUUAAGCUAUUAUUAUAAUGCACAUGUCUUUGCGGUGUAAGACUGUAUGUAAACUAUAUGGCCAAAAUUACUUGGACACCUGACCAUAAGUUCGUUGGACAUGCCACCUCAGCCAGAGAAACAGCUGCUCUUCUGAGAAGGCUUCUUACAAGACAACGUAGUAGCUCUCUGGGAAUCUGUGCCCAUUCAGUUCAAACGAACACUUGUGUGGCUGCAGAGAUGUUCACAAGUCACAAAAUACGAGUCCGAGUCGAGUCAAUAUAAUCUACACAAAACAUAUAUUGGAAAUGUAGCGUAGAAAUAAAGAAAUAAUCUGUAAGUUCAGAUAAAAACAACAACAGAUUAGCGAGUGUAUUUAGCCGUUUUACUUCGUGCCUUUAC